GAAAGGGGCGGGGCUUCCAGUAGGUGGCGGCAGGUUUGAAAAGUGGAAACGGUCGGGCUCUGCGGGUUUUUGACUUUGGCUGUAGCUGCUCCGCGAACUAGCGGUCUUCCUGCAGCCGGCUCGUACGGAGACAACCUCCAAGAUGGAAACUUUGUCUUUCCCCAGAUAUAAUGUAGCUGAGAUUGUGAUUCAUAUUCGCAAUAAGUUUUUAACAGGAGCUGAUGGUAAAAACCUCUCCAAGAAUGAUCUCUAUCCAAAUCCAAAGCCUGAAGUCUUGCACAUGAUCUACAUGAGAGCCUUACAAAUAGUGUAUGGAAUUCGCCUGGAGCAUUUUUACAUGAUGCCAGUGAACACUGAAGUCAUGUAUCCACAUAUAAUGGAAGGCUUUUUGCCUGUCAGCAAUUUAUUUAUUCAUCUUGACUCAUUUCUGCCCAUUUGCCGGGUGAAUGAUUUUGAGAUUGCUGAUAUUCUUUAUCCAAAAGCAAAACGGACAAGUCGUUUUUUAAGUGGCAUUAUCAACUUUAUUCACUUCAGAGAAGAAUGCCGAGGCACAUAUAUGGAAUUUCUCAAGCAAUAUAAAACCUCUGUGGACAAGAUGCAACAGUUACAUAUUGCCCACCAGGAGGCAUUAAUGAAAUUGGAAAGACUUGAUUCUGUUCCAGUUGAAGAGCAAGAAGAGUUCAAGCAACUUACAGAUGAUAUUCAGGAGCUGCAGCAAUCAUUGAAUCAGGAGUUUCGCCAAAAAACGAUAGUGCUGCAAGAGGGAAAUUCCCAAAAGAAAUCAGACAUCUCAGAGAAAACCAAGCGUUUGAAUGAACUAAAAUUGUCACUGGUUUCUUUGAAAGAAGUACAAGAGAGUUUAAAAACAAAAAUUGUGGAUUCUCCAGAGAAGGUAAAGAAUUAUAAAGAAAAAAUGAAGGAUACAGUCCAGAAGCUUAAAAAUUCCAGGCAAGAAGUGAUGGAGAAGUAUGAAAUCUAUAGAGACUCAGUUGACAGCCUGCCUUCAUGUCAGCUGGAGGUGCAGUUAUAUCAAAAGAAAAUACAGGACCUUGCAGAUAAUAGGGAAAAAUUAACCAGUAUCUUAAAAGAGAGCCUGAACUUGGAGGACCAAAUUGAAAGUGAUCAUUCAGAACUAAAGAAACUGAAGACUGAAGAAAAUUCAUUCAAAAGACUGAUGAUUGUGAAGAAGGAAAAACUUGCCACAGCCCAAUUCAAAAUUAAUAAGAAGCACGAGGAUGUUAAGCAAUACAAACGAACAGUAAUUGAGGAUUGCAAUAAAGUUCAAGAAAAAAGAGGUGCUGUCUUUGAGCGAGUAACCACAAUUAAUCAAGAAAUCCAAAAAAUUAAAUUUGGGAUUCAGCAACUAAAAGAUGCCACUGAAAGGGAGAAACUGAAGUCCCAGGAAAUAUUUGUGAACUUGAAAACUGCCUUGGAGAAAUACCACGAAGGCAUUGAAAAGGCAGCAGAGGAGUGCUAUGCCAGGAUAGAUGAGAGAACAGCUGAACUGAAGAAGAGGAUGUUCAGAAUGUCAGCCUGAUUGAUGCAGAUAACAAAUCUUUUUCUAGAUGGCUUGCUGUUUUUUAAUUUCUACUCGGGAAGGGAAUAGUUAAACUGAAGCUAGUGAACAUAUCAGAAAUAUCAAGUAAUGUUGAUUCAGUCAGUUUUUAUAGAACCUCAUAA
Molecule: messenger RNA, 1680 nt
Organism: Castor canadensis (American beaver)
Lineage: Eukaryota; Metazoa; Chordata; Mammalia; Rodentia; Castoridae
Gene: Nuf2
Product: NUF2 component of NDC80 kinetochore complex
Biological process (GO): attachment of mitotic spindle microtubules to kinetochore; mitotic spindle organization; meiotic chromosome segregation
Cellular component (GO): kinetochore; Ndc80 complex
Molecular function (GO): protein-containing complex binding
Source: RefSeq, a predicted model, not a curated record